GAUACAAAAUUGUUAAAAUUGUCCAACCAACCCCUCAUCUCGACCAAGCUGUAGAAAGGAAGCUGUAGUAGUUGGUUCAAAACAUAUCAAGCAUUUUCCUUACAGCUUCAUAUUUCUAUAAAGUCGAGAAAGUAAUCUAGUUGUGAGCUCUUGUUCUUUUGUAAAAUACUACAAUCCCUUACCCUUCUGGUACCAAGAAAAAAUCUCAGCAUUUCGAUCAAGAAACAAUAAAUUUACCAUAGUCACCAGUAUGACCCUCAACAUGAAGGGCAGUUCACCCCAGUCGAUCAACAGAGCAUAUCUAACUAUGAAGUCCCUAUCUUCCCGCAGUGUUGUUUUGCAGAGAGCUUCAAUUCAACGCCCGAUCAUUGCUCACACACCCUUUAGCACACCUACUAGCAAGGGUAGAAAUUUCAGACAAAUCCACUCACGAAACUAUUGCAGCCCCAGUUUCAUUGAUCCUAAGCCAGAAGAGACAGCUUCACAAACUGGCGGAUUAUCCACAGGCGAUGACAACUCUAACAUCACCACUCGCAGCUAUGAUUAUUACCAAAGAUACGGCAUUUAUGGUUUCCACCCCAUUGAACGCUCUCCCCCACCACUAUCCAUGGAACCCACCAAGAAAAACCCCCAGGCCAAGAAGACUGAUCAUGAACACACUUGUCCCAUCAACUCAUACAAUCAUGCUUACUACCAAGAAUUCAGCAUCGCUGGCUUCCUUCCCAUGAACAGCAGCCCAACAGAUUCUAAACCUACCAAGGAGCAUUCUACCACAGGACCCCAAGAAGAACAUGUCUGUUCUAUAAAAACAUGCAAUCAUGACUACUAUAGAGCAUUCAGCAUCUCGGGCUUCUACCCUGCCCCAAGUAGUACACUGACAAAAUCUGAGCCAAAUAAGGCCACCAGCAUCUCACCGAAGAUCAAUAUGGACAAAGCUCUUGCUCUUGCUGCGGCUUUCACCCCAUGUAAGUCUCAUCGAAAGACAUGCGAUAACAUGGAGCAUUUGAGCUCGAAGCAUGAUGUCAACACAUGCGCUCAAACAAUUGAGGAGCUUAAUUUCGAGGCGCUUGGUAUUACUGGAUUCCAGGGGGGCCGAGAUGAUGUGGAGGGAGAAAAGUGUAUGGAAGACGAUAGAAACGACGAUGAGGUUGUUGAUGAAGCUGUUGAGUUUCGAGAAGGAGGUCCUGGUCCUGUUCGUGCUGGCCUUUCUGCAGUUUGGCUUCUCCUAUGCCAGGUUUAAUUUUAAGGUUCUGUGAUAGAAGAUGAUCGGAGGGGCAUAGAUGGAGUAAAGCAGUGAUCAUUGACAACCAUUCAGCAAGCAGAACCUAUGCAAUUAGCUUUGUUGUAUCUGGCAUUUCUGCAGUAUGAUAAACACUGAAUGGCAGAAAGGUUGGGAAUAGCGGCAUGGGUGCUAAUGUGCUACGGAACGUUUGUCA
This is a messenger RNA of Botrytis cinerea B05.10, 1436 nucleotides long. RefSeq lists its product as hypothetical. The transcript has a single exon. Lineage: Eukaryota; Fungi; Ascomycota; Leotiomycetes; Helotiales; Sclerotiniaceae. The coding region runs from base 251 to 1240 and encodes 329 amino acids. The record is from RefSeq and is a predicted model, not a curated record.